This is a messenger RNA of Hypanus sabinus (Atlantic stingray), 1678 nucleotides long. RefSeq names its product ureidopropionase, beta (gene upb1). The record is from RefSeq and is a predicted model, not a curated record. The transcript has 11 exons. Lineage: Eukaryota; Metazoa; Chordata; Chondrichthyes; Myliobatiformes; Dasyatidae. The coding region runs from base 16 to 1425 and encodes 469 amino acids. Gene Ontology annotation, molecular function: beta-ureidopropionase activity.
AUUCAAAGGCAACCUAUGGGGUCAGAUCCAGAGAGGCAAUUGCACACGGAGGAUGAAGGGGUGAGAAGACGGUGCCGCUGCCCACCUGCAGCCCUGCGCCAAUCAGGAGGAGGGGCAGGAGGCAGGACCGGGGAGGGCGGAGCAGAGAGGGGCAACUGCUGUGAAAUGUCGGCGGAGAAGCCAAGCCAAGCGGCCGCCGGCCCGGGUCUGGGCGCCGACUGCAGCCUCAGCGCCGAGCAGCUUCGCCGGCUCCUGUACGGCAAGGAGAUCAGGAAGUUGGAUUUGCCAGAGUGUGCUGUGGCAGCAUCCCAGGAGAAGGAUUUUGAACUGCAAGGUUUUGGGUUUGAGGCAGCCACAGAGCAACUCCGACAGCCACACAUUAUCAGAGUGGGACUUGUUCAGAACAAGAUCGUCCUUCCCACUGACUCGCCAGUGUCUGAGCAGGUUGCAGCUCUCCAUAAACGGAUUGGAGACCUUGUGGAAGCAGCUGCCAUGUGCGGAGUUAACAUAAUCUGUCUCCAGGAGGCUUGGACUAUGCCCUUUGCGUUUUGCACCAGAGAGAAGAUGCCAUGGACAGAAUUUGCUGAAUCUGCAGAGGAAGGGCCGACAACUAGGUUUUGUCAGGAGCUUGCAAGAAAAUACAACCUGGUUGUGGUGUCCCCGAUCCUGGAGCGAGAUGAGCUUCACGGGGACACCUUGUGGAACACUGCAGUGGUGAUUUCAAACUCUGGCAAGGUUCUCGGCAAGACUAGAAAAAACCACAUUCCCAGGAUUGGAGAUUUUAACGAGUCGACGUAUUACAUGGAGGGAAACACAGGGCACACGGUGUUUCAGACUCAGUUUGGACGGAUUGCUGUAAAUAUCUGUUAUGGUCGACACCACCCUUUGAAUUGGUUAAUGUACAGCAUUAAUGGAGCUGAAAUUAUCUUCAAUCCUUGUGCUACCGUGGGGGAGCUGAGUGAGCCGUUGUGGCCGGUUGAAGCUAGGAACGCAGCGAUCGCCAACAGCUGCUUCACCUGCGCCAUCAACCGAGUGGGAACGGAGUACUUCAAGAAUGAGUUCACCUCUGGCGAUGGAAAGAAGGCUCACACUGACUUUGGCCAUUUCUAUGGCUCCAGCUACAUUGCUGCUCCCGAUGGCAGUCGGACUCCUGGUCUGUCUCGUACCAGGGACGGGUUGCUGAUUGCUGAGAUGGAUCUGAAUCUGUGCCGACAGAUGAGUGACAAAUGGGGCUUCAAGGCAUUCGUACCAUGGGAAAAAGAUGCUGACCCUACCAAUACCUCAACUUACAUCAGCCACCCAGAGAAAGUAGUCCAGAGGACACCCACCCCCACUAUGAUGACAGCCAGGCUGGAGAUGUACGAGGAGGAACUGUAUCGGGCCGUGCAGUACGACUUCCUGCCCAACAUUAUCACUGAGCAGUGACGCGGGCUGCAGGCCUCUUCCCCCGUAAAGAGGGCAAAGUUCACGCAGGGCUGCCACAGUAUCACCAGUUGGCCUGUACACUUCAUUUCCCAGCCCAACAGGCCAUCACCGCUAAUGCCCCUUCUUCAGCAACUCAGAGAUGUCACACUUGACACACAACCCGCCUGUACCUGCUCGUGUCAAAUGGCUGAGUUUACGGAAACCAUUGUACGAUGUGAUAACAGUAGAUUGUAAUUAAAUAAUCUGAGCAUUA